GCGGCUUCCGGCUCGGAGGCGGCCAUCUUGCCCGGCGGAAACAUGGCGACCCAACCCGGAGGCGGCGUGGUGGCGAGGUCUUCGGCGGCGGGGCCCCCCAAGAAGUCCUUCUUCUGGUCCUGCUUCAGCUGCCGCGUGCUGGCCGGCAGCGGGCUGGUGGGCGCCGGGCUCUGGGUCCACAUGGGGGCCCGCCAGUCCUUGCGGCAAAAGAGGCCUGGGAACCUCUAUGACAUCUGCCGGCUGGUUUUCGCCAUCGGUCUCUACGCUUGGGCGAUCGUAGUCAUCAUGGAUCCCGUCGAGCCGAAGUAGGGCGGGGAAGGUGUACUUCAUCGGCAAAGGCUUCCCGAGAGCUACCUGGAGACAACCCAGAGUGGAGCCAUGGGGGGGUGGGGGGGAUCUUUCAUUUUGGAGAUUGGAAGUGUCCUGCAAUCAUUAAGACGAGCUUUUGAUCUUCCACGGAAAAUGGCUGCUGUCGUUGCGGCUCCACACACCCCCCCCGUGUCAAAACGGCCAGUUAACGAUAAUGACACUUUGGGACGAUAGUCUCCAAAAACGGACGUGGACCCGAUUGCGUUCGGUAAAUGGAAUAAGCUAUCUUGCCAGUUACACGUUGUAGUAAAAUCGUGCUUGUUGGGAGACUGGGGGGAAAAAAAACCAAAAAAAAACCACACCUCUAAUUCUA
This is a messenger RNA of Ahaetulla prasina, 682 nucleotides long. RefSeq names its product distal membrane arm assembly component 1 (gene DMAC1). The transcript has 2 exons. Lineage: Eukaryota; Metazoa; Chordata; Lepidosauria; Squamata; Colubridae. The record is from RefSeq and is a predicted model, not a curated record. Bases 43 to 309 code for a protein of 88 amino acids.